UUAUUGUGUGUGAGCGUGCAAGUUCAAGGCAAAACUCGAGUUGUUCAGAAACACGUUUUACUUUCCCCUAAAUCGGCGUGCUUGUAGUUUUGAAUUUAAAAUCGGAUGGUUAUUUAGCCGUUCCAUCUGUUAUGUAUUUAAAGCCUGGGAGCUUAUAUUGGCAGCAGAAUGCUGAGUGUGGACUCGUUGCCAGUCGCGGAGGAGGAGGUGGUGGAGUCCAGCUCGAACAGACUCGGGGAUAUCUACACGUUUGUUGCCGAAGGCUGUUAUCCUCAAACCAUGAAUCCUAUUCGCAAGAAAAACCUUAAAAGAUAUGCUCAGAAAUUUAUGAUUGAGGAUGGCCGGUUGUAUUAUGUGGGCCCGAAGAAAGAAGAAAAGCGAGAGGUAGUGAUUGAGGCAGAGCGGAAGAGACGGAUAUUCCUGGAGUGUCACCUCAAUGACAUCGGGCAUCACCUGGGACAGAAGAAGACCGUCCAUAGGAUUCAGAGUAAAUACUACUGGCUUGGCAUUGUCAAGGAUGUUGUGGAUUGGAUUAAAGUGUGCGAAACGUGUCAACACACAGAGCAGAAUAAAAACCUGGCUAGAACGGUACGACCCAUCAAAGUGGAUGGUCCUUGGGACAUUUUGGCAGUUGAAAUAAUUGGUCCAUUCCCAGGCACUGUACAUGGAGGGAACACACACAUUGUUAUUAUUACAGAUUACUACACUAAAUGGGUAGAGGCCUUUCCUGUACAAAAGAAAGAUGGUCUCUGUGUUGCACGGUGCAUUUCAUCAUCUGUUUGCAGAUUUGGCCCUGCAAAGACCAUAUUUUGCUCUCAAAGUGCUGACUUCUGUGAGGAGGUUACAAAGCACCUGUGUGACCGGUGGAACAUAGUGCAUAGAGUGUUGUCCGUAGACCAGCCGCAGCGGAACGCACUGUAUGAUCGCAGCAGUAAUCUGCUCAGAGAUGCCAUAAAACAGAUGGUGGUGGAGAAACAGGUGGAAUGGGAUGAUUUUCUCGAUUCAGUUUUGGCCACCUUCAGGACAUCAGUCAACCCUACAACAAAAUUUACACCACACUUUUUAAUGUUUAACCGAAAAGCCUGCAUGUCUAGUGAGUUUGAUCCCCUUAGUUGCUAUCAAGACCAGGAGGAUGAGACUGUUAAUGAAGAAGACACAAACGCUUUCCUUUCCUCCAUGCACGAGCAACAGAAUAACAUCAGACAGAUGGUAGUUACAAAUAUGAAUGUCACAUACAGACAAGAAAAGAAAAAUGCAAAACGCAAGGCUAGAAAUAUGCCUUCAAUCACCCUCACUGUGACGGACCCAUUGUUCACAGCGGAAACACCCACAGCAAAAAAGCUUAAGGAAAGCCUCUACCUGUCUUUCCCAGUGGAGACAGUCUUAACCACAGUCCAGAAUGUACCUGAAGCCAAGAAGAACGGCCUAGAAUAUCCUCUAACAGACUCUGAUGUGCACUGAAAAUCUUUUUUUUUAUUUGACUAAUCAUAAAGCACAAUCCUCAAAGUGUAUUAGCAUAGACUACAGCUUGAAGACUUGAUAUCUGCAGUAAGUGGUCCACAGAGAGCAGGUCAAGCGGAUGAACUCAUGUUCACUUUCUGUUUCAGCAUGCAAUGUAGCAAGAUUAAAAGAUUGUAUUUUACCUCAA
Carassius carassius (crucian carp) is the source of this 1648-nucleotide messenger RNA. RefSeq lists its product as uncharacterized. The record is from RefSeq and is a predicted model, not a curated record. Gene Ontology annotation, biological process: DNA integration. Bases 169 to 1461 code for a protein of 430 amino acids. The transcript is spliced from 8 exons. Gene Ontology annotation, molecular function: nucleic acid binding. NCBI's taxonomy places the organism in Eukaryota, Metazoa, Chordata, Actinopteri, Cypriniformes, Cyprinidae.